Oreochromis niloticus (Nile tilapia) is the source of this 12982-nucleotide messenger RNA. RefSeq names its product apical junction component 1 homolog (gene ajm1). Gene Ontology annotation, cellular component: apical junction complex; plasma membrane. The transcript is spliced from 2 exons. The record is from RefSeq and is a predicted model, not a curated record. NCBI's taxonomy places the organism in Eukaryota, Metazoa, Chordata, Actinopteri, Cichliformes, Cichlidae. Bases 312 to 3590 code for a protein of 1092 amino acids. Gene Ontology annotation, biological process: cell-cell junction organization.
AAGCGGGAGGGCGGGGGAAGGGAGAAGGGACAGAGCAUGGGUUGCGGCGACAUACGUGUGGAUGUUGCAGCAGGGUAACGCAGCAAUCUACCGAGUAGGGAGGAGGAGAAAAAAUUCUAAAGAUUCUGACCAAUAAGGAGCAGCUUUGCCUUUUGCACAUGUUCGAUGUCGUCACUGAGAAACCACUAUCACACUCCCUCGUGUCACGUCCCUAACAGAAAAUGGAUAAGCACAAGCUGGGAAUCCGAACUGAUGCGGCAACAUCAACAUUAAAGCAACUUGAUGGAGAAAACUAGAGGAAUCCCUUUAAGAUGACACGCACAGACCCACCUGACAUACUGGUAUCAACGGUGCAUCAAGACAUAAAAGUGAUCCCCAUUUCUUCACUCUAUAAGUCCUUACAAUCUUCCAAACAAUGUGAUAGUAUAGAUUCCAACACACUGGAGGACGGUAAAAGCAAAGACAAUAAGAGACACUGCCGUACCUUUGACUACAAGUCACUGGAGUACCCCAAAUCACACAAAUAUCCUAUGGAUUCUCCAUACAGGAAAGGAGAUAGGCAGGCAUCCAACCAAGAUGUUGCCUGGAAUGUGUUGGGCCACCGGCAGAGGUACCGUUUUUCUGCUCCUGACAUUUUUAGUCACAGGUUGAUUCCUCAGCCAGUGACUACAGAUAUGGCCAGUGAGGUAACUGUCCCUGAACAAAAACGAAGGACCAGGUCAAAAAGUGCGCCUCGAGUCCAGACAACUUUCACUGCCGUGUCUCUUGAAGGAUCAUCAUCUUCAGGAAGGAAGGGCAGAGAGUUCCAAAGGGAUUACAGAGACUCCCGUCGGAGACCAGAAGUAUCACCACAUAGGGAACCCUCCUAUGCAGCAACCAGGGCUCAUAUGCAAGAAGUACAUCCCAUUAAGUUGCAGCCACAAAUGGGUGACAGUAGUCGAUAUUCUCCUCACUACACUGCUGAUAAUUUUGAGGAUGAAGGUCUGGAUAAACCAGCAACUAGCCCUCAUGUCAGGUGUCGGGUUGACAUCAAGCCUGAUGAUGCAACAUUACAUCAUUCAGGACGGAAAAAUGCCACACCUCAAAUGGACAUACCCUGGCAGAGACACCACAGUGCAGGGACUAGGAGCCUGACUGUGCCACGCCAUUUCUCAUAUUCUAGAACGCCUACUCCCACUGACUCAUUUGUUACAGAAAGUAGACAAAGUUAUCAAUAUUCCCGUAGCAUGCCAAGUAGUUAUUUACAACCUAUGGAGAUUUCCUUGCAGAGGAUGCCUUCAUCAGGUGAUUUCUAUGGCAGAGAACGCAGAGCUCACUCUAGUCCUAAUGUGCCAACAAAGUUCUUUUAUGCAGAUGACCCAGGGGGAUAUGUUACUACUGCUCCUCCUCAACCAAGUUCUUACUUUCAUGAUGAACGUUACACACCUGGACAAGCAUAUACUCCAAAAGUCCAAUUUGUGCAAGAUCCAAGAACUCGAAUAGUGCAUGCUGUAGCUACAAGACCACAUUAUUCUGAAAUGGAGCCCUAUUCAUACUCUGUGAAGACAGGGUAUCCCAAAUCCUAUGCAGCAACUGAACCAUGGCCAUAUAUCAUACAGACACCUCCAACAAGAAUAUUUUAUGGGGAUGAUCCAAGGUCUUAUCAAAUUCAGACUGCUCCACCUAGGUUUUAUUAUUCCAGUGAGAUGUAUGCAAUGCCACCAGAGCACCAUGUCCCAGCUAGGGCAUAUUACACUGAAGGCAGAAGACAUGCUAGAGUAAUGCAUUCACAAACAGAUGACUGGUAUGGCUCAGAUGCAUCUGGUUAUACCACCAAUCCUCCCUCUCAUGCAUCUCAAGUCACUCCAACAAGAGUACAACAAGAGCCUGCACUGACUCCAUGGUAUACCAACCCAUGUGUUGAACCUCAAAGAUUUGGUACAGAUUCCAAAUCUUACUCAAGGUCUUGGGACAAUAUUCUGAACUCACGUGUGGAAAGAGAACAACCUCUUCCUGUACAGCGAGGUCAGAGUUAUGAUGAUCUUCUUGACUCCAGAAAGCCUGAGAGAUCUGCUGGUGAAAAGCCACAACCAGUGGUUGUUAAUCUCUCUAGUUCACCAAGACGCUAUGCAGCCUUGUCAAUGUCUGACAACUCACUGAUUGACAAAAGCCCAACAGAGAUCUCAAAGAGCAGCACCAGUAAACUCUGGUUUGUCACCCCUGAAAUAACAAUCACAGAUAAUGACAUUCGAUCAGGUAGCCUUAAUAAGGCUGAAGGACGAUCUGCCAGUUGGGACAUUCUUGAUACCAGAAGCACAGAGAGUCCAGAAAUGAUUCAUCGGGACUUUGAAAGCUCAGCCAAAGAGAAGACACAUGACAAUGCUUCACUUCAGCAAAGUCUUGAACAACUUGAUGAACUUCUGGCUGAUCUUGUGACUGACUAUAAGCCACCCAGCAGAAGGGCAAGUGAAGACAUUCUGGACCAACUAAAGAAGUUAAUUGAUGAGGAAGAAGCAGUGUCUUUGUCCAGAAAGAGUUCAAAGACAGGCACAGAAGAAGCAGCUCCUCUGGACAAACAGCCCACCUCGAUCCGAAUGAAUCCUGAUGCUUUUCGAGAUAUAGAUGGGGCAAGUGAUGUAAUGAAGAGUGCAGACGAGUGUUCCCCUGAUCAGAGCCCAGAUGAGGAUGACACAAUGAUGUGCUCUAACAACAAAUGCCGGAGGACAGAAACCCUAUUCAAUGCCUGCCUUUAUUUUAAAUCCUGCCAUAGCUGUUACACCUAUUACUGCUCUCGAAAUUGUCGCAGGGAGGACUGGGAUAUUCAUAAAGAAAGCUGCCUGUAUGGAAGAAUUGGUAGCACUUGCCGUCAUAUCAUCAAACACUGUCGGGAGACUGUUGAAGUCCACAAAGCCUUCUCCCGUAUUGCCAAAGUUGGCUACCUUUCUCGAGGUAGAGGAGUUCUCUUCCUUGGUUUUCCUAACCCUUUGUCAUCUAGUAACUUCUUGCAGUAUGGUCUGGAUAGUUUACUUAUGUCUCCUACAUAUUUGUCCCUUCGAGAGCUUGAAAGCUUCAAAGACAAUCUAGGGGAGUACUGUAAAGAACUGCAGGAAGCUGGUAAAGAGUAUGACCCAAACGAAUGUUUCAUCUUAAAUGUAUCCAUUGCUGUAGGUGAGCAGUUGCCUGAAGGGCCAUCACCAAGGAACCAAGCUCCAACUGUCAGAAAAUAUGCAAAAGUAGCAUUGGCUUCAUUUAGCCCAGAGAGAAAGGUUCACAAGCAAGAGAGUGACAUGGAAACACUGAUCCUUACUCCACCCCCAGGAACAGCAGAUCUCGACAAAGAGGGAGAGGAAGGCCGGAAGGCCAGAGAAAUUUGUUUCAUUAAUAUACAACGAGAGUUAAGGAUUCGAGGGGUUUUCUUACGCCACGAAUAUCCACAAGUGUAUCAGCAGCUCUGUGAGUUUGUGGAAAGUAACAGAAGAUUCACUCCUACAACAAUCUAUCCUAUUGAUAAGAGGACCGGUAAACAGUUUAUGUGCAUGAUUAUGGCUGCUUCAGAGCCCAGGACGUUGGAUUGGAUAGGCACCCCACAUCUUCUUGAUGACAUUAUUUAAGUGCACCUUUAGUUGUAAAUAUAUAUGUAUAGAAAUACAUAUAUAUUGUUAUACAUAUUUAUAUAUCCACUCAAUAACAAAACAUUUGUAGAUAACUAUUUUGUUAUCAAAAUAAUAUAUAUAUUCAUGUUUACUUCGUCAGUAUUAAUCUUUAUCAGAAUACUUCCUGUCAGGUGCAGAAUGAGUAAAAUACAUUUUUUACAUUUUUUUAACAUACCUUUUAUCAGCCACACUUAAUUUAAAUAAAAUUAAAUUAUUCAUAUGCUGAUCAUUUAUGAUACAUUUUCUUUUGCUAAGGUGUGCACAAAGGAAAAUUCUGGUGUUUUCAUUUUAUUUAAAUUAACAAGUUCUGUAUAUUCUUUGAAUUAUAGCCUCUUUAAAUGAUUGUCCGUUUCUGUGAGUGAAUACCUUAUGACUAUGUCACUUAAAUGGUAUACCAUGCUGAAAAAAUGAAAUUUAUUUAUAAUUUUCGUAACUAUAUAACUUUCCUAUGCAAAGUUAUUUCACGAAUUAACUACAGAAAUUGUAGUUUCUCUUAUUAUAUUAUAUCAUAUUAUAUUAUAUUAUAUGUAAAAAAAAAAAUAGCUGCAACUGAGCUAAAAUAUUACAAUUUUUAAUGGAAGCAUAAAUACUCAUAAUAAGACAACUCUGAAGUGACAUUUAAAACAAAAACUGAUGCAUGUAUGCUGCUUUGGUAGGAAUACUACACUUACAAAAACACUAUUUUCCUCUUUCCCGAGACAGUACUUUGGAGAGUGGCUCAAUUCAGUAGUUGUUCAUGGCUGCUCUGCAAAAUCAGCUGAGCAGUAUUGGGCUUGAGGUACAUUUUAAUGGUUAUUCGAAUGGUGCCAGCUAUCAGCCACACUGUAUGUGUUGGCCUGUACUGUUUAGUUUUAAGCACUGUGAAUAGUGAGUGUUAUCUACUACAACAAAAAUAAGCAAACAAAACCAUGCACAUACAAAAUGGUCUGAUAUCGAUAAAUUAUGUAUUUUUUAGAUAUAUUAAUAAAUGAAACUAUAUGAGUAAACAGCAGGAGCAGGUUAUUGUUCUUAGAGCAAGGUGAGCCAGAGUAGUAGCUAUAUGGUACAUACAUGUUUAAAGGAGACAAUAGCUGUGUAUUUGUGCUGCACUAGUUUUAAUUCAUCUGUGUCUUACACCCUCCUAUUUUGGUUUUAGCAAACUGGAAUAAUUGCAUAUUACUCAUUGUUUUCAGAAGUUUUAGAAAUAUUUCUUAAUGAAACCAUUUCACAUAGAAAGUGGCUUGUGCACUGAUUGCUAGGUUGAGCGAAUGGCUCAAAAUUUGUGCUGUGCUGUGCUUGGGUCUGUACUACAAAAUUAUUAUUUUGCAACCACUUGUGAUCUUUGUGUAUUAUGUAACCAUUCCCCAUCAUUCUGUGUUUUCUGUUGGUUGUACAAAUUUACAUUACACCGCAUGCAGAAGUGCUCCACAGCUGCCAUGCUUGCACUGCACUUUGCUUGACGCAAUGGUAAUCUGUUCUUGCACGAUGCAAGCUAUAGAAAAGAAUGCGUUCCAGAGCGCAAAGGUGCCAUUAUCACCUGGUAUGUGAAAGACACUUCAACCAUGUUGGUUCAUUAUUUGUAAGUGUAGAACAUUUCUCGACUUUGUUUUUGUAGUAUCUUAAAUCUCAAAUGCCUGCCAGCACAGUGAUUACAUUUUUUAAAUCAGUUUUAAAGAAUCAGUCAUAUGUUGCAGCAAUUUGAAAAUUGUUCAGCCAAGCCCUUUUUUGACCCAUGUAUUUGCAAAAGUCAUGACUUUGUCAGUUAGCUAGUGCUCAAAAGUCAGUCCAGCCUUUAAUUAUUCCUUGACAUUUCAAUUUUUCCCUUGUGAUAUCACCUUUCCUUACAUUUUGUAAUACAAAGUACAAUGAAACUUGAAGCACAUAUAUUCGAAAGUCAAUUUUAUUUAUAGGAUGUGCUGUAUAGAUUCAGUGAAAAGUUGCUGGCUGCAUGUGAUUCUGUUUUCUAUGCUCUGAUAUCAUUUUAAAAUGACAUAAAUGAUAGUAACUUGCUUGAUGAAUGGAUUUGUCAAAACUAUCCUAAGAAAAAUAGGAAUUUUCCAUUUUUGUCAUUUAAGUUAAAAUAAUAUAUUAAAGCAAUGAAGAAGAGACCUCACUAAAAAGUCUAGAAAACUCUGUAGUCUUGUAUUUUUUAUACUUUCAAUGUGAGUGUCUGAGUGUGUCAAUUUAUAAAUCAUAUAUAAUAAAUGGAAUGGGAACUGCUGUCUAGCUGUUCUUGUGAUUAUUAUAAUAUUAUUUUAGAUUCCCAGUAAAGCACUUUGUAACAGAUUCCUGUCUUAAAAAGUGCUAUAUAAAUAAAUUUCACUUACUUACCUGCUAUGUUUAGCAAGGUCAGACUGUAAAGUUCUUAAUUUUUCUUCAAAAGAGGGAUACAUAUACACGCACAAUACUGUGCAAAAGUUUUGACCCCUUGUUACUUUAUAUUUUUCUUCCAAGAAGCCAUCAGAAAAAUCUACUAGUUGGUCAAUCUGAAUGGUCUCAGUGGGAAAGGUGGCUGCCAAGAAGCCAUUCUUAAAGAAGGGAAACAGGGAGAAAUUCCUGAUGUAAGAACUGAACUGAAAAUCAGAGGCAACAGGUGUGAUAGAGUGAUGCAUCCAAAUUUGAUAUCUUUUCAAUUCAAUUUUAUUUAUAUAGCGCCAAAUCACAACAGAAGUCGCCUCAAGGCGCUUUAUAUUGUACAGUAGAUCGCAAAAUAAUACAUACAAUCUUUGGCUCCAAUCAUCCUCAAAGUGGACAUCCCAGCAAAUCCACCCUGUCAGAUCAUGCAAAACUCAGUGAAACUGCAAAAAAUGGGAUGUCUAAUUAGCAAUUAGCUUACUUUCUUUUUUUUAAAGAGUUGAUCUACGUUCCUGCCUACAAUACAGCAGUGCAAAAUUCUGAAACCAAGCCUCAUUUUUUAUAUUUAGCUGGGAAAAUAGGAAAUGGGUGCAGUGAUUUAUUGAAAUGUGCAAACAUACAUGGAAAUACAAUAUAAAAACCAAACUCUUUAUUCUUCAACAAAGCCUGGAGUGUCUUAGGUGAGCUCUUGUAAUGUCUUUCAUUUUUUUCAGGAUUAUUUCUCCAGACUUCUUGAAGGCACUCCAAAGCGCUUCUUUGGCUUCUGGCUCUCUUUUGAUCUGUUCUCUCUUGUGUUUUUUUUUGUUUUGUUUUUUUUUUAAAUAAUAUCCUGUCCUGUCUGACAGCUUUUGCAAUCAGAAUAUAGAAACAAAUAGAAAUGCACACACUUUUUUGUUGUUAUGUUUCAACGUUAUGUUAACGUUAACGCAUUAAUGCGGAUUAAUCUGUCAUCACCAUUGACACAGUUAAAAUUUUUAACUAAAUUAACCCAUCUGGAGCGCAGAAUGACUCAAAAUCUCUGAAAUGUAUCUGUCAAUGGGCAGUUUGUCCAAAGUUUGUCCAUUCUGCGCUGCAGAUUGGUUAAAUACGUUAAAAAUUUUAAUUGAGUUAAUCGUGAUGACGCAUUAGUGCAUUAAUGCUGAUAGCCCUAGUUUCAAUAUCGUCUUUUUCUCUACCCAGGUAUGCUUCUAGUGCAUUCACACUGUGUUUGGGAUCACUGUCAUGCUGAAAAAUUUCAAUCAAAUACUUUCCAGAUCAUAUUGCAUGGUGGAUCAAAAUCUAACAGGACCUUUCUAAGUUCAUAAUUGAUUACCUUUGAUAAAACCCCCAACACCACUGGCUAAAAAUGCAGGCCAACUAUGACAGAGCUUCCAUCUACUGUGUUCUACAGAUCAUUAUAUAUCCUCAUUAUUGUCAUACAUACCAACAAUGAUUUGGAACAAAAGAUCAAAUGUGAAAUCAUAACUCCAUACAGUCUGUUGCCACUGGUCUUCAGUCUAUUUCUUGUGUAAUUUGGCAUAACACAGCCUUUUCUCCCCCAUUUCCCUUCUGGACAGCUACGCUUCCACUGAGACCAUUUCUGAUGAAGCUUUAUCAAGCAGUAGAUGCAUCAACUAGCCCCAUCUCAGGUCUUUAUUGGGUUAUUUUCUCUUUCUUAAGGAGAUGAUUUUCAUACUCUGUUCAUCUGCUGUAGAUCAUAGGCCUGCCACUUCUUUUGUGCCCAAAAUAAUGAGAUUAUAAAAGAGAUCUCAGCUGGCUUGGAAAUGCAUUGAUGACACAGCUAGAGCCAAAUGGUGAAUAUCACAGGUGGGGAGAGGGAGCUCUGGAUAUCGCUGCUUAAACUGCUGCCACCACAUUCCAGAUCUGGAUAAGUGGCAGAAAAUGGAUGGAUGAAUAGACUUCUGAAGCUUUUUCUCCAUUUUCAUUUUUAAGUAAAGAGAAUUUCUAAAAUCUCCACAACAAAAAACGAAACAAUACAUUGCGUUACUUCUACUUGUUAGUUUAGUGCUUUCCCCUCCUCUUUCUGACUUCUUUCCUUUGUUUUGUAUCGUCUUUCGGAACCUCUCUCUGAUGAAACCUCAGAUGAUAAAGAAAAGAUGACCUUCAUCAGUCCAUGCAUGCCCAACAAUCAAUAAAUCGUUGAAUAUCUUUACAUGUGGACUUGUGUGUCUGCUGUGCAUGUGUUUAAACUGUCUAAUGCCAUUGUAAGAUUGUAAUGCAGUGGUGUAAAAUUGUUUACGCUUUCUUCUUUUGGCUGGGCAUUAAGCUGCUAGGCACAGCACCUUCUCUGACUAGUGGCAGUCUGACAAGUCUGCAGAGCUUCAGAUUAGUGCCACACACCAGUGCACUGUGGGCACAGUCAAUGCAAGUACUCUAGAAAACCCACCAGAGAAUGUGAAUGAGUCCGCACUGAAUUUAGGCCAUGUGUUAGAGAAUGAAUAACAAAGGCAUAAGAGCACUGACUCAGAGAGCUCAUCAUGCUGUGGUUUAAGAAAACAGGAAUCAGGUAAAACACUGCAAAGUUUAAACAUUUUCAUCCACUGCUGGUGUUUAUCAGCAGAUAUCUACAACUGUCAUACAAACCAUGUGACCAAAACCAUUAAACAAAAUAAAUUUCAUUUCAGCUCAUUUUACCAAACCCCUCUUGACUUCAUCAGCAACAUGAGUCACCAUGGCAAUAACAAGCAAGUCCCAGCUGUGUUCAAGUUGUAAGUCCCACACAAAUGUGACAAAAAAUGGUCACAUUUUUGUUUUAGUGUCUGCUACUUUCAGGUUUUCCUCAUUUCAGCUUCAUAUUUUUUAUUCUUGGACACUACUAAAGUAGCAUUGCAUUAUUCCAUAUCAAAAUAAUCAAGUGGUAUAAAUUAGCAAAACAGGGAAACUGAUGAAACACAAGAUGGGAUAAAAUAAAAGGAGGUAUUAAACAAUAUGACAUGGACUAAAACUCAUAACUGGAAUAACAAAAAUGUCCCAAUAGGAACCAGCACAAAAACAAAACCCUUGUUAGAGCUAAAGCUUAAGAUUACUAAAAUGAUAAUAAAAUUUAGCAAUUGUCUAAUACUAAACAUUACAACACAAACCCCGGACUGGAAAUUCAUGGCCAUUGGCCACCUCCACAACCUAUUCUCUGUUUGCAUACGUAAAUGGUAAAUGGACUGGUUCCUAUAUAACGUGUUUACCCGAGCAUUCAUUUCUACUGAAUAUUUACACUCCAGUGAAUGCAUCGGGGUUAGUAUCUUGCCCAAGGAUAUUUGGCAUGCAGAAUGGAGCAGCCAGGAAUUGAACUACUACCCUUUUGAUUAGCCAGAUAACCUGUGCUACCUCCUGAGCUACAGCCACCCCAACAAUACACCUUCCUGAUUUGCCAGUUAGUGUUGUUAUUAAAUAAUUGAAACAUACUAUAAGAGACACAGUACUCUUCAAAUCUAUUUUAAAUAAAUGGACGAGUAGUCUUUUGAAGUUUUACUGAACUAAGAUAAAGAUAAAGUCAUCCAUUCACACACAAAUUCAUACGGUAUUUUAGUCUUUACACUUUAAGGCUUUUUUUCUUUUUCUUUUUUUUUUUUUAAAUUCAUCACCUGCGCAUUCAAACUCUGAGGUAUACAUAGGGGGGUAAAUUGGUGUUCUGUGCUUUUUCCCCAUGAACACUUCAAUAUAUUACUGGAGAAGCAGAGGAUCAAACCGCUGACCUUAUGUUUAGUAGAUGGCCGACUUAUCCACAGUAAUUCACAGCUGUUCCAGAAAUUCUAGCAGGGUAAAAUCUCCUGAUGUGCAACACAUUUUUAGUGACCUGCUGCCACCUUUACAGUAACUGCUGCAGUCUUACUAUUAUUGUUAAUUGCUGAUAAAAUGUAAAUGUUAAGAAACAUUUCUAUGUCAAUGUGUGGGUUUUUUUUAGCUCUGCGGAGGAGGGACAGGGCAGUGGAUUCAGGGGGAGGCUGCCCGACACAGUUGGCAGUCAACACUCUAAUUACGUCUUCCCUAUUUAAGCAGCACCUUGAGACCCAGAGGAGAAGGAAGAAGAGCUGUGUGUGGUGUGCUGGGCAGCAGAAGGCAGUUUAAAACCUUCGCACAGGCCCUGCUGAGAAUGUAUGCAGGCAGGAGUUUGGCUUUAUUUUGAUGGGCACGCCAUGCAGCCAAUCACAUGCAAAGACAGACUCUACCAUUAUGUGAAAAAAGGAAGGGGGCAGACGUCACGCCACGUAAACAGAGGGGCGCUGGAUUUAAAUGCAAGCUAAAAGAGUGGGUAAACAGAUACCGCAAAAGGAUGUAAACAGAAAACGCGGGUCCCGGACAUGCUGUCACGUGUUGAAGUCGACAUCUCACCGAAAAUGCAGAUUUCGUCACUCUGACCAAAAUUCUGUGAACCAGCAGCAAAAGAAGACCUAAACUACACUUCACUUUUGAAAAAAAAUGUGAUGAAUUCCUUCUUACUUUUAAUCGAAACUUCCUGGACAGCUCUAUCUCUCAGUGUGCUUCGGGACCGCCUUCCCAUCAAAAAUCUCUGCUUUCUUUCGCUUGCUUGUCACGCACCGUUGUGUAGUGUUGUCGACCGCUGCUUUUUCAAUACCGAAGAAGUUUCAACUUUCACAAAACCUGACAAAUUAUAAAACGCUUAGCUAUGUCUCUAAUAAAACCUCUGUAACUUUGUGAAAAACAGAAAAGUUCAUUUUUUUACUUUCUACUAUAAAAAUCUAAAGUUAAUCUUGAAAAAACGUUGAGCAGCCAGAACUUUUUCUGUAAUUUUACACAUUUAAUUCUUACCAUUUUAAGUCCAAAUAGUCGUGCUGACAGCAGCUUUUUCUUUGUCAUACAGGAAAACAGUUAAAUAUGCAACUUCUUUACACUGACAGAAACGGGAUCCUUGGUCCGGUCCGCUUCAGAUCAAAGUGGGCUGUAUGUGGCGCACGAUGUAAAAUCAGUUUGACACCCCUGGUUUAAAGCCACAUAUUGUAUUACACCAUACCAAAAUUAUCUGUGAUAUAAUAAAGCACUACAAAAUUAUAAAGAAUAAUGAUAAUAUUAAUUAAUAUCUAAUAUUGUCAAUUGUAAUCACUUAAAAUGGUGUGUUGUAAUGUUGUAAUUUUAGUUUUUACUGAGAAGUUAUUUUUAUAUACCUAUUUCUUAAAAAAAAUGACAUUACAUGGCUACACACCUUAAUUAAACAUGAUUGAAUGUGAACUCUGUGCAUAAUGGUAGAGAAUAUGAGUUAUAAUCAAAGAUUUGACAACUGCAAAAAAUAAAUAAAAAUAUACUUAAAUUCAAGAUCUCAUCUAUCAGCAGGUUCCAGGGAAAAGUGGAGUUUUAAUGUACUGGUGUCUUUAGCAUCUGAGAAUAACAGCAAGCCAUUGUCUACCACUAUGCAGGAAAUUGAAAAGAUGGGUUUUUGACUACACCAACUCAAUCUUCUUCACCACCUGCCCUACCUCUGAAAAUUUGUCUCCCUGCAAAUUUGUUCAUUUUCUCCAAAUUGAAAAUCAAGUUUAAAGGUUGCUGGAUGAGAUCAUUGCAGAGGCAAAAAAACCCCCCAAAAUGUAACCAUGCUGGGAAGCAAAAGUGACAUAGUCUUGAAGGGGACACUGAUCAAUUUUGAACCAGAUUAUCUUCGGGUUAAUUCCAGUAACUUUCUGAUCAUAUAGCUUGUUCCCUAAGGCCUCAGUAUGUACCAACAGAAUGUCAAGCCCUCACUGAUAAUAACUACCUCAAUCACAUAUAGACUCUGGAGAGCACAGCUGAAUUUUAUUAUAGGAUCUACCUUACAAUAUAAAGCAACUGUUGUUGUGAUUUGGCGCUGUAUAAAUAAAAUUGAAUUAAAUUGAAUUGAGCUAAUCAUCUCUAUCAUUUAGGAAGUGAGUUCAGCUGUGAAGAUGUACAACAGGUCCAUCCUACCAGAACUUCAAAGUGUUUAAACUUGACCUCUCUGCUCAAAGGCUCACAAAUUCAGCUAAACUACAGCUAUUUCAUGUAUCUCAAUUUUUCUGCUGAUACUGGUGUCCUGAUGUGCAAUUUUACUGAUGUUCAUAUUUCCAUUUUGAACAAUUAAUCAAAUGAUCAUUUUACUACAGGUCACAUACACUGCUGUCAAAAACUCAAACUCAAUUGUGAAGAACAUUCUUCUUGCACUUGACUCUCACCAUCAGCUAAGUAACACUGAUCUAAAUCGGUUUCCCUUCAUCCUGCAGUAUUAAAUAUCAAAAUUUUAGGAAAUUGCUCUGGUAUUUCAUUAAGUGCUGCAGUGGUGAGUGUGUCAACAGGGCUGGCAACUGUGUUCCGGGGUCCUCCCUGAGGCGGAGUCAGGCAAUCUCCCGCACCUGGGACUAAUCAGCUGCAAUGUGGAGGCUGCAUUUAAACCCGGCCUGGGCAACUCUCCUUCACCAGUCCGUCAGCUACUCAUGGUGAUAACAGGAUGCUUAUCUCUGUGUCUCCUGUGGUUCAACGUUGGCCUUACCUGUGUUCUCCUUGUGCUCGCAGCUAGCUUCAAUACUCACUCUGUUGGAAGCCUCCAGCUGGGAAACCUCAUCAUUUGCAACAGAUCCUGCUCAGUCCUUCACUCUCUCUGCCUGCCGUCUGCUUCAAGGUACUGGACUCACAGAUCGGACUUCUUUCCCUGUCACAAAACCACUCACUCGGAUCAGCACUCCUCCCCAAAACUGAACCGUCUCUUUGUACGAGUAAGCAGCAACACCUACUGAUUAACUCUUCGGUCUCCCUGCCUUGGUUUCCUUCACUUACUCUGCUCUCCCUGUAUCCUAGAGAGAGACUCUGUGCUCCCCGCCCUGGAAAAACCUGUCCUUUGUGCUUUCCCCACGUCCCCAGUGUUUCCGGAGAAACUUCCUGAUGCCCUGCACAUUCCCCUUUGAACAUAGAUUCUUGUAAAUAGUUGUCACCAGAUUAGGUUGAGGGGUUUAGGUGUUGUUAUUCACUGCCAUCAAUAAAUAAAUCACUUGUGUAAUCAUUGCUGAGUUCACUCUGUCUGCUUCUAGGACCUCCCGUUUCGUGCCAGCCUCUGGGCCGAU